This is a messenger RNA of Oncorhynchus keta (chum salmon), 12580 nucleotides long. Its product is annotated as neuronal PAS domain-containing protein 2. Lineage: Eukaryota; Metazoa; Chordata; Actinopteri; Salmoniformes; Salmonidae. Gene Ontology annotation, biological process: circadian regulation of gene expression; regulation of transcription by RNA polymerase II. The transcript has 20 exons. The record is from RefSeq and is a predicted model, not a curated record. Gene Ontology annotation, cellular component: cytoplasm; CLOCK-BMAL transcription complex; nucleus. Gene Ontology annotation, molecular function: protein dimerization activity; DNA-binding transcription factor activity, RNA polymerase II-specific; RNA polymerase II cis-regulatory region sequence-specific DNA binding. The coding region runs from base 2816 to 5509 and encodes 897 amino acids.
GCAAAGUUCAAGGGGGCCGAAUACUUUCACAAGGCACUGUACAAGAGUAUGUGGACACCACUUCAAAUUACUGAAUUUGGCUAUUUCAGCCAUACCCGUAAACAAAUAUUGGAGCCAUGCAAUCGCCAUAGACAAACAUUGACAGUAGAAUGGCCUUUCUGAAGAGCUCAGUGACUUUCAAUGUGGCACCGUCAUAGGAUGCCACCUUUCCAACAAGUCAGGUUGUCAAGUUUCUGCCUUGCUAGAGCUGCCCCGGUCAACUGUUAGUGCUGUUAUUGUGAAGUGGAAACGUCUCUAGAAACAACAACAGCCGCGAAGUGCUAGGCCACACGAGCUCACAGAAUCGGACCACCGAAUUUUGAAGCGCGUAGCACGUAAAAAUCAUCUGUCCUUGGUUGCAACACUCACUACCGAGUUUCAAACUGCCUCUGGAAGCAACAUCAGCACAAUAACUGUUCGCCAGGAGCUUCGUGAAAUGGGUUUCCAUGACCGAGCAGCUGCACAUAAGCCUAAGAUCACCAUGUGCAAUGCCAACUGUCGGCUGGAGUGGUUUAAAGCUCACCGCCAUUGGACUCUGGAGCAAUGGAAACGCAUUCUCUGUGGUGAUGAAUCAUGCUUCACCAUCUGGCAGUCCAACGGACAAAUUUGUGUUUGGCAGAUGCUACUUGCCUCAAUGCAUUGUGCCAACUGUAAAGUUUGGUGGAGGAGGAAUAAUGGUCUGGGGCUGUUUUUCAUGAUUCGGGCUAGGCCCCUUAGUUCCAGUGAAGGGAAAUCUUAACACUACAGCAUACAAUGACAUUCUUAACGAUUAUGUGCUUCCAACUUUGUAGCACAGUUAGGGGAAGGCCCUUUCCUGUUUCAGCAAUCCCCCCGUGCACGAUGUGAGGUCCAUACAGAAAUGGUUUGUUGAGAUCAGUGUGGAAGAACUUGACUGGCCUGCACAGAGCCCUGACUACAACCCCAUUGAACACCUUUUAGAGGAAUUGGAAUGCCAACUGCGAGCCAGGUCUAAUGGCCCCACAUCAGUGUCCAACCUCCCUAAUGCUCUUGUGGCUGAAUGGAAGUAAGUCCCCACAGCAAUGAUCCAACAUCUAGUGGAAAGCCUUCCCAGAAGAUUGGAGGGUGUUAUAGCAGCAAAGGGGGUACCAACUCUAUAUUAAUGGCCAUGAUUUUGGAAUGAGAUAUUUGGCGAGCAGGUGUCCACAUACAUUUGGUCAUGUAGUGUAUGACUUACCGAGUUACCCUACAUUCUAACAAUAUACAGUGCCUUUAGGAAGUAUUCACACCCAUAUACUUUUUAUAUAUUCUAUUGUGUUACAGCCUGAAUUUAAAAUAUUAAAUUGAGAUUGUCACCGACCUACACACAAUACCACAUAAAGUAAAAUUGGAAUUGUCUUUGUAGAAAUGUUUACAAACUAAUUAAAAAUGAAAAAUUUCAAAAGUCUUGAGUCAAUAAUUAUUCAACCCUUUUGUUAUGGCAAGCCUAAUUAAGUUCAGGAGGAAACAUGUCAUAAUAAGAAGUCGCAUUGACUCAAUCUGUGUGCAAUAAUAUUGUUUAACAAUUUUUAAAUGACUACCUCACCUGUACCCCACACAUACAAUUAAUUACAUGUAAGGUCCCUCAAUCGAGCAGUGAAUUUCAAAUACAGAUUCAACCACAAAGACCAGGGAGGUUUUCCAAUGCCUAGCAAAUAAGAAAUAAAAAAAACAGACAUUGAAUAUCCCUUUGAACAUGGUGCAGUUAUUCAUUCGACUUUGGGUAGUGUAUCAAUACACUCAUUCACUGCAAAUAUAUAGGCGUCUUCCCUAACUCAGUUGCCGGAGAGGAAGGAAACCGCUCAGGGAUUUCACCAUGAGGCUAACAGUGACCUUAAAAUAGUUAGAGUUUAAUGGCUGUGAUAGGGGAAAACUGAGGAUGGUAGUUACUCCACAACACUAACCUAAAUGAAAGAGUGAAAAGAAGGAAGCAUGUACAGAAUAAAAAUAUUCCAAAACAUGAAUCAUGUUUGAAAAUGUGUCAAAUAAAGUUAAUUUAUCACUGAGUACCACUCUUCAUACAGUAUUUUCAUCAUGUUAUGGGUAUGCUAGUCAUCGGCAAGGAUUUGGGAGUUUUUUUUAGGAUAAACUGGGAGACAAAUUCACCUUUCAGCAGGAAAAUAACCUAAAACACAUGACCAAAUAUACACUGGAAUUGCGUACCAAGACGUAAUUGAAUGUUCCUGAGUGUUACAGUUACAAUUUUGACUUAAAUCGUUGUGAAAAUCUAUGGCAAGACAUGAAAAUGUCUAACAAUGAUCAACAACCAACUUGACAGAGCUUGAAGAAUUUUCAAAAGAAUAAUAUUGGACAAUCCAGUUGUGCAAAGUUCUUAGAGACUUACACAGAAAGACUCUGUAAGAGCUGUAAUCACUGCUAAAGGUGAUUCUAACAUGUAUUGACUCUGGUGUGUGAGUAGUUAUGUAAAUUAGAUAUUUUUGUUUACAUUUUCAAUAAAGUAGCAAAAAUGUCUAAAACAUGUUUUCACUUUGUCAUUAAACGGUAUUGUGUGUAGAUGGGUGAUUAUUUUUAAAUUAUAUUUGAUCCAUUCUGAAUUCAGGCUGUAACACAACAAAAUGUGGAAUAAGUCAAGGGUAUGAAUACUUUCUGAAUGCACUGUAUGCAGGGAUAUACUUGGUCGACUACUGUACUAUGUGAACACCCUAAAAUAAAGCAUCUGGGCACUUUUGGACCAUAGUUGGAGACUGCUGUUGUAUAAGAUGAUAUUUUGAAGAAUGGUUUACAUUCCAAGGGUGUCUAUCUCUGUUCAUAAUGUUGUAUGGGAGAGGGGGAUUUGUAUCUGCUUUGUAUCUAUCUGUUGAUGACUUUGGUGUUAAUUCAGAGAAACAGCAUUCCAACUGAUUUCCCUCUCCCUUCUCUCUCUAGCACCAGCAGCUGUGUGGACGAUUUGAUGGAUGAAGAUGAGAAAGACAGGGCAAAAAGGGCAUCUCGUAACAAAUCGGAAAAGAAAAGAAGAGACCAAUUCAAUGUGCUCAUCAAGGAGCUGUGCACCAUGCUACAGGGCCAAGGUCAUCCGCGCAAGAUGGACAAGUCCACCAUACUGCAGAGAACGAUCAACUUCCUGCACACACAGAAAGAAAUCACAGCACAGACCGAGUCGUGUGAGAUCCGGCAGGACUGGAAGCCUUCGUUCCUCAGUAAUGAGGAGUUCACCCAGUUGAUGCUGGAGGCUUUAGACGGUUUCCUCAUAGCACUAACUACAGAUGGAAACAUUAUAUAUGUGUCCGACAGCGUGUCUUCACUCAUUGCCCAUUUACCGUCAGAUAUGGUGGACCAAAAUAUCUUGAACUUUCUCCCUGAGCGUGAGCAUGGGGAGGUCUAUAAGCUGCUAUCAUCCCACAUGCUGAUGACUGACCCCAUCUCUGCUGACUUCCUAGACAGUAAGACACACAUUGAGUUCUGCUGUCAUUUAGCCAGAGGAAACAUCGACCCAAAGGAACCCCCUACAUAUGAGUACGUGAAAUUUGUAGGAGAUUUCAAGUUUCAUAACAAUGUGCCUACUUCCUCUUGUAACGGGUUUGAGUUGACAUUACCAAGAACCCUGCAGUCAUCACUGGAAGAGCAGGUCUGCCUUGUUGCCACUGUACGAUUAGUCACUCCACAGUUUUUAAAGGAUUUGUGUAAUGUGGAAGAUCCCUGUGAUGAAUUCACAUCCAGACACAGCCUUGAAUGGAAGUUCCUGUUCUUAGAUCACAGAGCUUCACCAAUCAUCGGCUACUUGCCCUUUGAGGUUCUUGGGACUUCUGGCUAUGAUUACUAUCAUGUGGAUGACUUGGAGCUUAUAGCUCGGUGUCAUAAGCAAUUAAUGCAGUUUGGGAAGGGUAAAUCCUGCUACUAUCGGUUUCUGACCAAGGGUCAGCAGUGGAUCUGGCUCCAGACACACUACUACAUUACAUACCACCAGUGGAACUCCAAGCCAGAGUUCAUAGUGUGCACUCACACAGUCGUCAGUUACGCGGAGGUGAGAGCGGAGAGGAGGAGAGAGUUUGGCUUGGAGGAGACGUCACCUGAGAUGGCCACUUCGUCCUCCAUAAAGGCUCAGGAGGUGUACCUGGACAUCUGUCCCAAUCUGGACCCUCCCGGACAGGACAGAAUGAGCGGGGCAUGCUCAGUGUCCUCCCACAGCUCCCGGAAAUCCUCCCACACAGCCCUGUCCGACUCGGCAUCCAACACGUCCUUGCGGUUCACAGACGCUUGCACACCAUCACGACAGUCUGCAUCAGUCGCGGGGACAGAGAAGAAUUUGGCCAGACUCGUGCCCAGUAGUGCAAAGACUUUGGUACAGAGGCAAAACUCUUUUGACCUCCUUCCCCAACUGAGCCUACCCCCUUCUCCUACCUGCAGCCAGCACUCCGUAAUGCAACAACAACAGCAGCAGCAGCAGCAGUCCAUGCACCAACAGCAGCCCCAAGAGCCUCAGCUAGGUGUGAUGAACCAGCUCAAGGAGCAGCUGGAGGAGAGGACACGCAUCCUGCAGAUGGACAUCAAGACUCAGCAGCAGGAGCUGCAUGACAUCAAGGAGAAGCUUCAGCUAGCUAACCUCCAGAUGUUGUUACAGCAACCCAUCCACGGUGACUUUGGCCAGGUCCAACAGCAGCAGCCUCAGCAGCAGGGUCCAGGGAGGCCGGUCCAGCAGCAUCAGCCCCAGUCUAGGGUGAUCAGGCAGGCCGUGGCCCACUCCAAACAGCCUCUCCAUGGAGCCCACGACUCGUCCCCUCACUCUCUCCUCAGAGAGCACAGCACACCCUCCCCUCAGGUGCAGCAGAGAUUGAUAAGGAAUGCAGGCGGGCAGAUGCAGGCAGUCAGUCUCCCGGUGCACACCCACACCAGCCUGACCAUGCCCUUUUACAGCAACCCCAUGAUGUUCUCUCAGCAGAUGAACACACAGCCACUGCAGGACGCAAACCAAAGACACUCAGACACCGAGUUCAGUCAAGAGGGACAGUUACGCAUGCUGCUCAACCAGCCAAUGCAUACCCUCUUACCUGAUAGCAGUAUGAGCUCCCAGACUUCCCAGUGCAACACAGCCAUCCAGCACACCAAAUACACCCUGGAGCAGCAGAUGAUGACCCCGUCGUUCCCCAUGCAGCAGGUGAACUGCAACGCUGUCCUGGUCCCCUCCCCUGUAUUCACGUCCCCCAUCAUGAUCCCUCACAACAGCUUUAUCACGCACCAGGCCCAGCCCACCUACCACCCUCAGCAGCAGGCCAACCAUCACUCUCUACAGCUGCAGCAGCCCCAGCAGUUCUUUCAGAUGCAGCCCCAAGGACUCUUACACAGUGGACCCACUCAGGCGUUCUUCCACGCCACUAAUAUCCCACAGCAAGGUACUGUGGGUUAUAUUCAACAACAACCGCAGCAGCAGCAACCACAACAACAGCAGCAACAACACCACCAUUCCCAAAACCAGACUGGCAACCUUUCAGACUUCCGAAAUAUGCUCACUCGGUAGCACCGAAGACUCAAACAGAGUUGUUAGUUAUCCCCUGAAAUGUAUUGUCACAGGUUCAGUGGCAGAAUUAUAUGGGAUGCAUAGAAGAGACAGAGGCUAUUUGGCGCCAUGCUGUGCAGUGUUAUUCGCUGUUUAAGAGGCCAAAGUGGCUUUGUUUUUACAGCAAAAAAAAUAAAAAAUGAAAAUAUGCCUGUGGUGACCUUACUUCUGAUAAGGAGCCACCCUUUUCAGACAAAGCAGUUUUUGUACCCCAUGCUGGGGUGAACCACAGUCAGAGGCUGCUUGGACCGGUGGCAGCCCCCAAUGUGACAGCUCUCCCAGAAAUGAAAAAGGAGUCCGUGUGCUGAAGGCUUGUGCUUCACUGCACCACCAGCCUCUCUGUCCCACUCCACAAAGCUACUGGGACCAUGCUUACACGUCAUAUUUCAUCAUGACACUGCUGGAUGGAGAAAACUAUGAAAGUAAUCAAAAGGAAAACAGUUAUGCUGUGUGUUUUUAUGCAGAUAUGUUUUCAACAAAAAAAUAGGUUAUUGUUAGGUGAGUCUAGUUGUGCACUGACUGCACUUGUUCAUAGCAUCUGUCCUGAUGUUCAGAGAGUAAACACAAGCAGUGAACAUUUACUUCUUCAAAAUUGCAUCUUCAUUUCACAUGAAAAACACUUUGUGUCUGUGAGUUAUGGUUUUGUUGUGCAGUUGUUGCAUACUUUUUUGUUAUGAAACAGCAGUUUUACAAACCUAUAAAACAACAAUAUUUUCCCCAGAAGGAAAUGUAAAGGAAGGGUUCAUUUUGAUGUUGGACAUCAGUUGUUAUUUCAUCACACAUUCAAAUCAGUCAUCCUAGAUACAGUGCAUUCGGACCACUUCCCCUUUUCCACAUUUUGUUACGUUACAGCUUUAUUCUAAAAUGAAUUAAAUCUAUUUUUUCCUCAUCAAUCUACACAAAAUACCCCAUAAUGACAUAGCAAAAACUGUUUUUUAGACAUUUUGCAAAUUUAUAUAAAGAAAUAAAAGGAAAUGUUACAUUUACAUAAGUAUUCAGACCCUUUAAUCAGUACUUUGUUGAAGCACCUUUGGCAUCGAUUACAGCCUUGAGUCUUCUUGGGUGUGAUGCUACAAGCUUGGCACACAUGUAUUUGAGGAGUUUCUCCCAUUCUUCUCUGCAGAUCCUCUUAAGCUCUGUCAGGUUGGAUGAGGAGCGUCGCUGCACAGCUAUUUUCAGGUCUCUCCAGAGAUGUUCGAUCGGGUUCAAGUUUGGGCUCUGGCUGGGCCACUCAAGGACAUUCAGAGACUUGUCCCGAAGCCACUCCUGCGUUGUCUUGGCUGUGUGCUUAGGAUCGUUGUCCUGUUGGAAGGCGAAUCCUUGGCCCCAGUCUGAGGUCCUGAGCAUUCUGGAGCAGGUUUUCAUCAAUAAUCUCUCUGUACUUUGCUCAGUUCAUCUUUCCCUCGUUCUUGAAUAUUGUCCCAGUCCCUGUCAGAUGCUGCCACCACCAUGCUUCACCGUAGGGAUGGUGCCAGGCUUCCUCCAGAUGUAAUGCUUGGCUUUAAGGCCAAAGAGUUCAAUCUUGGUUUCAUCAGUCUAGAGAAUCUUGUUUCUCAUCGUCUGAGAUUCUUUAGGUGCCUUUUGGCAAACUCCAAAGAGGGCUGUCAUAUGCCUUUUACUGAGGAGUGGAUUCUGUCUGGCCACUCUACCAUAAAGGCCUGAUUGGUGGAGGGCUGCAGAGAUGGUUGUCCUUCUGGAAGGUUCUCCCAUCUAGACAGAGGAACUCUGGAGCUCUCUCAGAGUUACCAUUGGAUUCUUGGUCACCUCCCUGACCAAGGCCCUUCUACCCCGAUUGCUCAGUUUGGCCAGGUGGCCAGCACUUGGAAGAGUCUUGGUGGUUCCAAACUUCUUCCAUUUAAGAAUGAUGGAGGUCACUGUGUUCUUGGGGACCUUCAAUGCUGCAGACAUUUUUUGGUACCCUUCCCCAGAUCUUUGUCUCGACAUAAUCCUGUCUCGGAGCUCUACGGACAAUUCCUUCAACCUCAUGGCUUUGUUUUUGCUCUGACAUGCACUGUCAACUGUGAGACCUUAUAUAGACAGGUGUAUGCCUUUGCAAAUCAUGUCCAAUCAAUUGAAUUUACCACAGGUGGACUCCAAUCUAGGUUGUAGAAACAGCUCAAGGGUGAUCAAUGGAAACGGGAUGCACCUCAGCUAAAUUUUAGAGUCUCAUAGCAAAGGGUCUGAAUAUUUAUGUAAAUAAGGUAUUUCAGUUUUUUUAAUAUAAAUUUGCAAACAUUUAUGAGGUAUUGUGUGUAGAUUGAUGAGGAAUUAUUUGUUAUUUAAUGCAUUUUAGAAUAAGGCUAUAACGUAAUAAAUGUGGAGAAGGUCAAGGGGUCUGAAUACUUUCCGAAUGCACUGUAUACUGUAAUUGAUAUCAUUAUUAAACACUAUAGUAUUGUCACCACCCAACACUAUUAGUCCAUGUUUGUAAAAAUAUAUUGUUUAAAUGACUGACAAAGCAUCUGGAAACCUAUCCUCAUACAAGUAUAACCCUAUUAUAUGUUCACUAUAGAAUCAAAUAUUUUGACAUUUAUUUUUCUAAAACUAAAGAAAAGUACCAAUUACUAAUGCCAACAUUUUCAUUAAAUCAUUCGUAAAAAUCAGGCUUCAUACUUUUUUAUUCACACUUUAAUGGACGGAGCAAACCUUAUUAGUAGACUACCAUAGCAUGUUUGUUAAUUUACCAUAUAUUUCAAAACAAGUGUAAGCAGGCAGCCAUUAUUGUUAUGUCUUGCUGUUCUACUGUGUGCAUUUUUAUUGGGGAAUUUAAAUAUAAAACAAUACCCACUGGGCACACCAUGUCAUUUUAAUAUGGAAAUGUGGGUCAUAUUUGGUUGAGACGUUGAUCAAUGAGAUUUCAACAUUUAUUCACCCACUCAAAAAGACAACCAGAAGUUUGUUCAAUUCCCAAUGUGUUGUCACUAUGCUUUCAACCAUCUAAAAGCAAACCAAAUUCCAAUGGAAAAACAAUGUCUGAUUUUUGGUUCAGUUGUCGUCUAAAUGUGUUAUCACUGCGAUUUCAACCAUUUAAAAGCACAACAAAGUUCAAAUGGGAAUAGAAUGUCAGAUAUGUUGUAUUUAUACAACAACUUAAUGUGUUAUCACUGUGCUUCAUCUCAUAGCACAACCCAAUGACCUGGAUUGCAGUUGAGGUUACAUUUAAAAGUACAUAGUGAAAGUGAUCAAUUCUGUUCAAGAUUCUGCACAGAUUAUUAUAGCAAUUAUUAUAGCAAUCUCUACAGACCUGUGACCUUUUGAACAAGCACGCUUUCUAUGAUUACAUAAGACAUUUAGAGUUACAGUAGGCUAAUUUCAAAAUGUGGCCAUGGAUGCAUUACUCAUUUAGGCUGAAUAAAUACUGUUACAUUAGUUUGUAAAAUAGCCUUAACUUUAGGCUAUUUACUGUAUCACAAAAGUAAUAUUGAAUUGUGUUUGGUGGACAACAACCAAAUAUCAACAUUUAAUGGAUAUCUAACGCUUGGAUGGUUUCAUCUGAGCCACUGGCUUAAUCCUAUUCUUUAACUUUUAUUUUUGGUUAAGUUGGAGACGUCAAUCCAACAUAUAAUUUGUUAAGUUGUCGACAAGUUAAUAGGCCAUUUACUCUAUUGCAAAAGUGGUGCCACUGACUUAGUCUGGCUUCAAGUCCAGUAUGUCUACAAAUGAAUAAUGAAUAUGUUGGAUUCACAUCUCCAUCUCAACCAAGACGCAAAGUUAAAGAAUAUACUAAAUCAAAUCAGACUGUAUUUUAGGUGCAUUUAAAGUUUUUGAUUCGAUUUAGUCCCAUUCCUUAACUUACAUUUUUGGUUGAGAUGGAGACGUGAAUCCAACAUAUUAAUGAUUAACAUGAAGAUGACAUUUGAAAUCAACCAAGCUUUAAACUCUAGGCCUAUAUGUAUUGUCUAUAUUUAGUUGAACUCUGGGUUGAAUUGAAACAAUAGCUGUUGAUGACUUUUUAAAUGCUAUAUAUGCCUGACUAGUAUCAUUGAUGAUAUACUGUAUGACUUAUAAAGUAUGGUUACAUUUCAUUUGACCUACCCAUUGGAAUGACUUCAAUAGCAACAGUCAAUAUAUUUAGUUAUUAAGAGGUCUCAAUAAUCAUUCUCACAAUAGCACAUUGGUAGUAGUCAGUGACAAAUAUUAAAGCUGGGCUUGGUUAAAACCCUGCAUGGAAGACCAAAUGAAAAGUUGUACUGUAGAUGGAGCAACUCUCCAGUAGGAGUUGCUGCCCAGCCUAUGUUUUUUAACAUUUUUUAUAGUGGAUAUAACGUUGAAGAUCUGAUGUUGUGUCAAGGGUACAUGUUUGACAUUUUAUACAAGGUUUCUAUGUUGAAAAUGGCUUAAAUUGCUGACAUAAUCCUGUGGUUGGAAUUUCAGCCUCUGAACAACAGUUUGAUGACUUUUUUUCCACAUCACAAUACGUCGACAAAUUACAUUGAAACAACGUUGAUUCAACCAGUUUGUGCCCAGUGGGUAGGGUCCUAAUGCCUUAAAUGGCUCACAACCAUAAACUACUAACCAAGGACUAUUUUACUUAUUGUUUUGUAUCAAAUGUAACAGAUGCUGCAAUGAUUAAGAAGAUGUCACUAAUAUAUUGUAAUUGUCAUACAUUGAUUAUGUAUGCUUUCGUAACGCAACUUUCUUCUCAGGUUAUUUGUGGAAAUAACCACAAAUUAUUAAUAAUCACACAUUUAUUCUCAGUAUUACAUUAACAACAUGUCAUCAUUGUCUGGUUACAUGGUUUAUAUUUGCUAGUCGGUUAAUAUAUAUAUAUUUUUUUGGUAGGAGGGAGUCUAUUAGGGGAUUUAUCCAUGUAUGAGUUAUUAUGUCCACACACUGGUGAUUUCAGGACAACUGUGUAAUAACAAAAUACUAACCAGAGAUAAAUUACCUGCUAAUGUAAAUGACAAUCAAAUAAUACUACAUAUUUCUUAUUAUUUUUCUUUAAAGUUACAUUAGCUAAAUAACUACAUCAUUAGGUAUCUGAUUUGAGUUCCCCCACGUUCAAUAGAUAUUGUAAUAUUUGAAUGGGAAAGUCCUUCCGUGAAACAUCCGUCAAACAAACAGACCUACUGUAUGUCUGCCUCAAAAUUCCUUUACUCUCCAUGAGUAAGUCAAUAGCCAUAACAAAAUGUAACACCAUAUUGGAAUUCUAAUCAAACUAAAUGUGCCCUUUGACAUGAAGUGAAGGUUGAAAUGCAUUGUGGAGUAAUAAGAAUCUUUAUUUGUACAAUGUUUAUGACAAUCCUAGCAAUCUGCUGUGUACAUUGAGUCAGUGUCACUUCAUCUGUUACAGUCACUCUCAUGAAGACUGGUGCUGUUCAUUUAGGUUGAAGAGAUGCUUAAAGAAAGUUGUAGAAUGCUUUGAGUAUGUGCUGGUUUACCCUUUUACUAUGUGCAAUGUUAAUUUAGAAAGUAAAUGUUUCUAGGCAGGUAUGUACUUAUGUGAAAUAGAGAUAUAGUUGUACACUAUAAACCAAUGUACUAUGUGAAUUAAAUGGAAAUAUUUUUGUCUUAAAAUAUCGUUAACAUUCCUUCAACCAUAAAUAUAAGCAGUAUCUUUACUGAGGUACAGCUUGUAUCUGCUGAAGACUUUGUUAGAAUGACUAAUCCACACUAAAGACGCAGGUCAACUGGUCUGAGAAUGAUGCUGGCAUGAGGGAAAAGGGAGCCAUUCUAUUUUUCAGUAGAACUUGUGUUGGCCUCUUGCUGGGGUCAGCCCAACGUAAACAUUGUUUCAAGUGAUAUGAGCAACACAUUGUUUCAACAUCAUUACUGUGUCCGUUUGUUAUUACUCUAAAGACACAACAUUGACUCUAUUCAAGACCUACAUGCAGAUUUGUUUAGACAACUGUCCUGUUAAUGCUGCAUCAUUUUAAAAUACUGUUUGUUGAUUGUCAGCUAAAUGACUCCCUAGGUUGGCCUCCACUCAACCUUAUCAUUAAAAAAAACUGUUGUUGGUUCAGUGUGCUCAAUGUCCAAUCAUAAGGUAAACUGCCUUUUGAUGCUGGUUGAAGGAACAUGUAGUGUAUGUUUAAUUAUCAAGCUCAUAGAAUAACAGUAAACCAUGUUCUCACAAGUGUCCAGUGUACUCUCUAGCUAACCAUCGUAUGUAAAGAAUUUGCAUUAGUUGCCCCCAUUUCAAACCAGAGGCAGUUAUUAAUUUCCAUUAACCCAGUGCCACAGAUGAUUUCCUACAUUUAAGGUCAUGCUGAGAGCCGUUGUGUGUUUGCUGUGUAUUGCUUCAGUUUAUACAAAUGUUCAUGUUUAUUGGUAUGUGUGUUUCUUUAUUCUGAUUGCUGCGCUAGAUCAAAUGGUGCUGGCUCUUUCUAUGAUUCUGUUUAAUCUGUCUCCCCCAGCAGUAGAUUAUGCACUUUUUGUUUCACUGUUUCAGACUAUAUUUUUAUGUUCAUGAAUUCUUCAUCAAGUGUCAUUCUUUUUUUUAAAGGCAUGAUGUUACUUUGACUUUUGCAUUAGUGACCUUUAGAGUGGACUGUGCAUCCUUGCAGUAUAUGGGGUGGAGGGUCAAUCAAUGCAUACUGUAAAACAUUUGCCAGGAAAAAGUAAGACAAACAAAAACAGAACCGGGUACAUAUUAGCCAUUGCAUUGCAGAAAACUAAUUGAGAAUAUUGUAUUAUAGAAUGUACAAAACAUGUUGAGAUUAUAUAGUUCUUUAUUUUAUGAGAUGUCAAAUAGAUUGAAUAUAUGUUACAUGAUUUUAAAGUAAAACAAACAGAAGUAUUUUGUAACAGAUUAUUGAAGUGUCUUAUUUGGGGAGGUGAGGUUAUUAUUUUCUUCAGUUCAGCAAGUUGGUGUUAUGGUGUUUCACAGUCUAUUGUAUGGCUUGUUUUUUUCUGUCUGUAUAUACCAUCAAAAAUAAGCUUUAACAUAUUGUUAAUAUUGUUUUAAAAUAAAUGAAUAAAAAGUUUACAUUCUGAAACAGCUUGGAUAUUAAUGAUGUGAUAUUUAAUUAUUUAUAAAUCAAUUAAUCUUGAUAAUGUGGUAUCUUGAAAAAUAAAUAUUAAAAACACAUG